Messenger RNA from Micropterus dolomieu (smallmouth bass), 5660 nucleotides. It is a transcript of the gene ece2a, whose product is annotated as endothelin converting enzyme 2a. The coding region runs from base 402 to 1187 and encodes 261 amino acids. The record is from RefSeq and is a predicted model, not a curated record. Gene Ontology annotation, molecular function: S-adenosylmethionine-dependent methyltransferase activity. The transcript has 5 exons. Lineage: Eukaryota; Metazoa; Chordata; Actinopteri; Centrarchiformes; Centrarchidae.
GCGCCGUGCUGUAAAUCCCUGCGUGACUAACGUUAUUUAACAGCGAGGGAGGUUCAAGAGCUAACGUUAAGUUACACAAACCUAAAACAUCUUUUUGGAUUUAUUAUGUGUUGAAUUCACCACACCAGUGUUUAAAUGGCGAACGCUUGUGCCAUCUUCACUAACGUUACCUCUUAAGUUACUCUUCUGUAAGCACUAACGUUAUGGCAUCAGGAGCCAUGUCACCCACUUCAGACAUUUAGCUAACGGUAGCGUCAGCUUCGCUAACGUUAAGAGGUUCCUAAAGUCCUUAACGGGAGAAUAUAAAACUACACGAAGCCGCCAGAGAGAAGGUUCACGUCCCAGUGGCCUUUAAGUAGACAAAGCGAUGCCAGGCAGUUGUAAAGAAACCAAAAUACAAUAUGAACUACCUGCCAGAUGACAACUCCAGGUACAAAGAUGUUGAUUACUGGGAUGAAAGAUACAAGACAGAGCCGUGUUAUGACUGGUUGGGUUGCUUCUCCAAAUUCCAGCACCUUCUGGAAAACCACAUCAAGAAAGAAGACUCUAUUCUGAUACUUGUCUGGAAAAGAAGAGCUGUUGAGAGUCUCAGCAGUCCUCCUCACACUGCAGGUUGUGGAAAUAGCAGUAUGAGUGGCGACAUGUACAGUGCCGGCUACCACUCCAUCACCAACAUGGACUACUCCUCAGUGUGCAUCAGUACAAUGAGUGCAAGGUACAGCGACUGCCCGGGUAUGACCUGGCACCAGAUGGACGUGAGCCAGCUCUCCUUCCCUGAUGCGUCUUUCGAUGUCAUCCUAGAGAAAGCCACGCUGGACUCCAUCAUGGUGGAAGAGAAGUCACCAUGGGAGGUGUCCCAUCAGACCGCCUGUUUCAUUCACAAGGCACUCGCAGAGAUUAGUCGCUGCUUGAAGCCUGGAGGACGGUUCGUCUCUGUAACCUUCGCCAACCCCCUCUUCCGGAAACGCCUCUAUGCUCGCACCAUGUACAACUGGUCAAUUAAGAAGUACAGUUAUGGAGAAGGCUUUCAGUAUUUUGUGUAUGUCAUGACCAAAGGAGAGGAGCUUAGCCAAGAAGAUGCAGCUUUGGAGAAAAAGCUACUGGAAGACGCCAAACCCCCACCUACCGCAGUCACCACAACAAAAAAUGAGGAUAAGGAAGACUACUUGUCUAAUAUUGACUUGUAAAAUAACUGGAUUAUCAAAAAGAGUCUUAGAAAUACAUAAUCCCUCAGAGAUCUGUAAGUAAGAUCUUUAUCGGAUAAUGACAUCAGAGAGUCAAAUUUCCCAACCCUCCCAAAUACAACAGAAAUUCCCUCUGUUACCCCAAAUUUUUGAAAUGUGUCGUUAUUAUGUGAUUUUUAUAAGAAUUAGCUUCAAUAUAUCUUUUGGUCUGGGCGUAGAUGUUCUUUUGGACAUGUGUGAGGAAUGAUAAUAGUGGACUCUAUACUGGAUUUAGACUACACACCACCAGGGACAAAUAUAUACGUGUGUGUGUGUGUGUGUGUGUGUGUGUGUGUGUGUGUGUGUGUGUAUGUAUAUACACACCUCGGGCUAAAUAUGUAAACUGUAAAUUCACUUGAGAAAUUGUUAAGAUAAGACAACAAGAUGAGACACAGUAAGAAACUUGAACCACCAAGAAAAAAACAUGUUUGAGACUGCUGAAAAGAUGACAUGUGGUAUUUAUUUAUAUGAAUAGACUGUUUACACAAUUUGCAUAGACAAAAUGGUUCCCUAAACAUGGGAAGAGGACAAAGUGAUUGUGCCAAAUCAAAGAAAUUAAUAAAACUUACCCUAAAGAACAACCUAAGUCCAGUGAUUUAAACAAAAAGUCACCUACGUGUGUGAAAAUGUAGACUACCCAAAUUUACCUUCCCCCAUGACUAAUCAUGGUUUUUCUUCUGUAUGUGUCAUCAUUUUCUGAAGCUGCUACUGUCACUGUUCUAGUGCAGUUCACAAUAGAAACCUUUAUCUUUUUAUAAAGCAAUUUUACAUGCCAGUAUCCUUAACUGUUAACCUAUACAGUACAUCAGAAAGAUCCGGCAGUCUCUAAUUCUGUGGUACAGAACAAGCCUGCCAGUGUUACACAAUUUGCAAGACAAACUGGCAUGUCUAGACACAGACACAGCAGCAUCGGCCUGCAUGUAAAAUCUGUGUUUAAGUCUAUUAAUAUGUCAGUCAGAUUCUCCCUUUCUGUUGGGGCUGUCUGCAUCUAUCUCAUGUCUGCUUUAGAUUUCAGGCAGAAGUUGCUAAUAGUGAUACGCAGUGUUUUGACACACCUGCCAAGCACACUGGCGCUUCAUGUGGGCAAAUACACAUGUACAUACAAGUAGUACCCCUGCGUGCUGUUUGUUGAGGAAACAUGAGAUGAGCCUUGGGUCCUGUGCUCUCUGCUGCUUAAAUAUAGACCAGAAAGGAGAGAGAGAGAGACAGAGCCAGGAGUGAAGACAGGCAGGAAGGCUGGUGACUGGAGGGGGGACCACAUUGAUAAAGCAGAAAUCAUUUAUUUUUAAUUCUCCACUGAGAUCUAAUUACCGCCUAUUUUUAAGACUUGGGAAGGUGUGUGAUUUUUCAGACGGCUCGUCUUUCAUUCAGUGAUUUUCAUGGUAGUUUGUUUAACUUUGAUGUUGUCUCAAGGCAAGGUCUAUUUAGUAGCUGCUCUGGAGCUUUUGAUCAUAUCACACUGUCUUCCGGAGCAGAUGGAGAUUGCCCUGUUGUCAUGGAAUUGACUCUUUGCUGAACCCUGCCCCCUUUGGUUAGUGUUGUACGCUUGUCAAGCUUUGUGUGCUCACAAGACACAUUAUGCACUCUUAAAGGAUAAUGGCUACCACAUGAUAUUUAACAAUGAGUCCUUGAUUUCAGUCAGAAAUCAACAAAAGCGGCUUUUCAUUCCUAUCUGGCGGCCAAUGAUUUUGGCAGCUGAAAUACCAACUGAUUUUUAUCAGCUGUACAGUAGCUAGUUAGCCAAUUAAGCUAACAUUAACUCCAUGAUGUUGGUUAAAAAGGCUGUCCCCUCCUGACCUUUUAAUGUUUCAAGCUGACUCAUUUUUAUAAUGUGAAUUUUGUUAUCAAGGUUUUAAUCAUGUACUUGAUGACUACAUUCCUGUUAUCAUGCUAAAAGACUCAGGCUAAACCUGCAUGCAGGCUAAAAGUCUGCAUCCUCACCAGUUAAUAAUCCAUGUAGAAGUCAUGGAUGUAGAGCUAGUUAGUGCCAAGAUCAGACUUACUUUGUUCUAACAUAACCCUGCUUUUCAGCUGAUCUUACACACAACAUUACACAGAGAAAAGCCUUUAAGGAAGAGCACUAGCUGAUGUAAAUAGCAUCCAGGUCCCACUUCCUCACAAUGGACAAAUGCUAUACAGUGCAUGUGCUAGUUCAUGUAACCUUCAAUCCCACAAACUAAUGUAGUUAGUUAAUGAAGUGAUCAUUGAUGAUCUCAAAUACAGAUAAACUUGAAGUAUCUUAGUUCUGCCAAAGCACGCUAAACUCAUUUUUACGAUGAACUUCCUUGAGAUGGUGGAAACUGAGGGAUCGACACUGAAAAUAUACCCAGUUCUUUGACAAGGUCUUUUCUCAAAUCAUUAGGCUCAAUAGUUAUGCCUUUUAUCGGAGGCUUUAAAGCUCUUUUGUUGGACCUAACUGAAUCCAAACUGUUCUUAGACUUUGUAAAUAUAUUUCCUGAACAAGUUAAUUAUGGCCCACACACUGAAAAAUGUCUGGGAGGAGGAGCUGGGUGCACAGAUUGGGGAUGAGGAUGGCCUUAGCAGCACCAAAUCUUGUUCUAUUAAUGCCAGGCAUCAACUAAUCCAAUUCACGGUGAUGCUCAGACGUAUUGUUAAAAAACUGAAGUGCACAGAAUCUUUCCUAUCAUUUCCUCUCUAUCUGAUAGAUGUAGAUGUCUGUCUGACCCACCUUUUCUGGACAUGCCCAAAACAGUUAUAGGUUUUUGGUGCGACAUAUUGAAAUGCAAACAGUUUGAGAUUGAUCGUUAAUUUUUGACCUUGGAAUCAGCAGUUGACCAAACAAUCUCACCACAAGGUCCAUUUAGGCGCUGUUUGGUUCUGUGACUGGGCCAUCUCCACCCACUGAGGAAGAUCAAGUGAUGCGAUUGAAAGCUCCAGAACAGCUACUACUACUACUGUUAGCAAAGUGAAGAAUAAGCUUUUUGAUCUGUUGUGCUGAAAGAUAUACAAUGUUCAGAUUUUCAUCUUUGUGUGUAUUUUAUACUACCGUUACUUAGUUACACUAACUAAAAAAAAUAGUUUUUUCCCCCGUUAUGUACACACACUGUUGCACAUAUUGAAAUGUAUCACUGUCAGUAAGUGAUGAUCUCACAAACAGCCUGGCACCUAUUAGGCUUUGCAGGGUGAAUGACAGGAGGGUGCUUAUGUAAGUAGCAGUGGGUUUGAUAUUGAUAACAGAGGGGCUUAGGGGUGCAGACUACUGCAGCACUGGGGGACACUCAGUGUGGAUGGAUGGAGGCUGGGUUGGUCCCUGCUCAUGGAGAGUUUUGCUCUAUUUUCCCCCUAAAACCUGAUGACAUUUUCAUCACUUUCACCUCAGUCCAUUCUUCCAUUUCUGCUCUGUCAAUAUAUUAAGUUCAGCAGUCCUUACAUUUGGUUUUUGCAGCUCCCGUAGUCAGACUGACUGAUGUGCAACGGCAGAUAACCCGACAGUGAGAUUUAACUUGACUGGACUUAAGUUAUAUAGCCACAGAGCAGGGCAUGGGCCUCAUCCAGGAGAGCUUUAGUCAUCAAUUUCUCUUAAAGCCCUUUCGUCUUGUGUGUAGUUUUGUUUCUUCAGCAGAUCACCUGAGUCAUCCAGGCGUGUGAGGCCAUGAUUUAAUAUAGAGAGCUGCGCAUUUAUGUGUGUGUGAGAUAGUACAGCCAGAAUAUUUUAUCCUGCUGCUAAUUGUCCUCCAUGCUCUGUUGCCCAAGGGCAACAACAACACUAAUCUACUGCAUGCUCAAUGCCUUUCUCUCAAUCUGUCUGUAUUUCUGUCUCUCCUUUUUUUCCUCUCCCAGUCACUCUUCUCACCACCACCCUGCCCUGUCUGUCUGCAUCGACUGGCCCUGAGUGCUUUGGUGUGUGGGCGAUAUGUAAGAGCUCAUGCAAGUCAAAAGGUCGACUGCAUGCUUUAUCCAAAGAUCUCUGGGUUUCAACUGCCACAUUGCGUGUGUUUAGACUGAAUCACGACACAGCACUGCUGACUUACUGCAGCGACUCUGAAAGUCUCCUCAGUGAUUCUUAAAGGGAAAUCCUGGUUUCUUACAAGCAAUCUCCUAUUUUUGUAGUUUUGUUCUGGGAAUGCAGCAACAUUACUAAAAAUACAUCCAAUGGGGCACGAAACACAAUCAGUUAGACAAUCAUACAGGUUUCAAACAAACCUCCUGGUAAGUCAAAUUUAUUUGGAAGAUAAAACAAAGGCAAACUGCAAAAUUAUUACCCAAACUGCCUGUGGCAAACAUCUGAGACUCUCCUUGAAAAAUGAGUAAAACUCUCUACAGGUAAUAGAAAACCAGCCUACUGUGUUUAUUAUUUCACCUCUGUUUAGUUUUGGCAAAUUGUGUUUUGAACACUGCAAACGAAUUCAAAUGUAACACGACAUCCAUUGUGAAUAUUCAUAAAAAAACAUUUUAAUAAAUCAGCCUUUAAAACCA